Tigriopus californicus is the source of this 1391-nucleotide messenger RNA. Its product is annotated as DNA-directed RNA polymerase II subunit RPB1-like. The record is from RefSeq and is a predicted model, not a curated record. The transcript has 6 exons. Bases 128 to 955 code for a protein of 275 amino acids. NCBI's taxonomy places the organism in Eukaryota, Metazoa, Arthropoda, Copepoda, Harpacticoida, Harpacticidae.
GUAGAUAUGAUCAUUAUGCAUUCUCGACUUCAUCGCAUACUUCAAUACAAACUUUGAGGUGAUUUGAGGAAUUCGUCCGAGUCGCAUUCCGGGAAACAUCCUCAAAGAUCAUCCAACCUCAAAGAAUAUGACCACCUCUGUAACCGAAAGUAUCAACGAAAGGAUUUCUCGAUCCCGGACCCCCAUGAACUCGGUGUAUUCCUAUCGUUAUCCUUUGAAGUACACCAGCUACUUUGAUGCCUUGUACGACGACUAUGCCAGCAAUUUGUACAGGCCCUUGUCAAGCUACGUGGAUGACUUUGUUCGAAACUCCCGAGCCAUGUCCGAGUCUCGAAUUUGGGAUCCGUAUUACGACUAUUGCGCCGAAUUGAGUUAUUGGCCACAUUCGUUGUCCAUUGCACGAGCAAGAUCGUUGUCUCCGGUUCGAAACACGUCCAGCUACGACUUGGAAGAUUAUCGAUCUAGCUAUCGUUCAUCCACCCCCGUGGAGACAACCGUGACCACCUCCUCCAGUUACCGCGAGGAGACGCCCCAUUACUCCAUCAACUGGAACAAUCCUCCACGGACCUAUACCUACCGAGACGCCCGGGCCACCACGCCCUUCACUACCACGUCUACACCCACUGCGACGAGUUAUUACAACACCUAUAGGGAUACCACGCCUUCCUUGGCUGACCGGGAGUACACGCCCUAUCGGACGUUCCGUUCCACUCCGCCCACCAGUGCCAGUCGAGCAGCCACGCCCAAUUACCGUGCCUCCACCCCGCCGAAUAUGAGGACCACAAGCAUCAGUUAUGGCUCGACUUCCCCAUGGAACGCUACCGGCUUCUACUAUUCGCCCAGAUAUCCAGAGGCUUAUCGAGGAACCUCCUCGAGCGUUUCCCCCUAUUCGUAUUCCCGGAGAUACUUUGACUAUGACGUCUACAAUCCUUACAGGAUAGAAUACUUCAAGUAAGAAUGAUAUCCUAAUGUCCGCAAUCUCCGAGAUUAUGGCUACGUGCCUUACAAAUACUCAAGAAAGCACACGAUGAAUAGAUAAGCCCCGAGCGAGGUUCCCUCGUGCUCAGAAAUGCCGAAUCUGAAUGAUAAUGUUGGUUGUGUCUGGCAUAAUGAGCUUAAUUAAGGGUCCCGGAAAUAACCGGGAGGGAAAUGAAUGGAUGAAUCCAUGAAUCAGCAACAGGAAUUAUGCUUGUCAACUGUCACUAACUAACCCCUUACAACAUAUGUUACUCUCACCACAUUAUUAUUGUCCACUGGCUUCGGAAGCGAUUUCAAGUUUCAAAGUUUCAAUUUGUUUGCCAUAUUCCAGCUAUGCCCGCCAAAUGGUUUUCGAUUUGCUUCAUGUUAUGAUUAUGCAUUAACAAUACACAACUCAUCUUGUUCUCCUUGAA